Podarcis lilfordi (Lilford's wall lizard) is the source of this 44336-nucleotide messenger RNA. Lineage: Eukaryota; Metazoa; Chordata; Lepidosauria; Squamata; Lacertidae. The record is from the annotation of a GenBank genome assembly.
CAUCGAGGGAGGCCGGCGCGAGAAGCCGCUGCUCGCCUGCUCGCCGCCGUCCUCGUCUUCCUCCUCGCCUGCCUAUAUCCCCGCGCGGAGCUGCUGCUGCUGAGGCGGCGUCACCGCUCCGGCAGGCGCGAUGGUGAGUGCGAGGCGAGAGGCAGAUGCACCAUAGGCUGCCGGGUCGCCUUUAUUCGGGGAGCGGGGGGCCGGAAAGCGGCUAUUCUGACAGGGAUGGGAAGGGAAGGAUGCGCGAUAAGGAGCGCGGCGCAGGGGACGGGAAUAGCUUCGGAGAGCGAAGCGGGUCGCGAGCGGGGAGAUGCGGCCGCAGUUGGGGCUCCCCCACAGCCGCGCGCUUUUCUUUCCUGGGCACAGUCCACCUGGAACAGGGACGGGGGUGUGAAGGGGGAAUAUUGGCACCCCGCUCCUUUCCCUUGCAGAGGAAGUACCCGGGUUGGUACCCAUCUCCUUGGCUUUGUGGUUUUGCCUGAAGCUAGGCGCUCCUGUAGGCACCAUCCACCUGGAGCAGGUGAAACGGGGGGGGGGAGGCGGGGGAGGGAAUAAUCGCUGCCAUCCCUACCUUUCUUCCCCGUUUCCCGAACCCAACCCGAAUUCGUCCCCGUGUUUCCACGCACAAGCACAUCAUAAGCUUCGCCCCCUUUGCGCAUUUGAGAGCCUUCCACCAACGCGGCUUUCCCGCUUUCCCCCCUCUUUGGCAGUACGGAUUCGUCAAUCACGCUCUGGAGCUUCUGGUGAUCCGGAAUUACGGCCCCGAGGUCUGGGAGGACAUCAAGUAAGUGGGCGCCGCCUUCACCUGCCCGAAGGGCGCGCGCGCCAGCUCCCCUCUCCUUCUUCCCGCGCCCUGUGAGGGAACGGCGCGACCUUUCCCGCCGCCUUCUUCCUGAGGGGACUCUUUUUCCUCGCCGGGUUCUCACGCUCCGAAGGGGCGCCGGCAGGAGGCCGAGGGAGGGAAGCCUCUCCCGGGGGAGAGAGAGAACGAGACGAAGGGCCAGCAGGGCGGCCCUGGUCUCCCGGGUCCUCGCAGCCGGCAGCGGGCCCGUGGGAAGAGGCGAAGCCAGCCGCCUCCACGAGGCCCGGCUCCGCAGCUGGUGAGAAAACGAAGUGGGCCGCGAGGAGGAGGAGCAGGAGGCCUGUGGACUUGCCGCUGCCUUCCAGGAGAUGAGGCCAACGCCUCGCCUUGGCCACCAGACCGCAGGGCAGGCCCCACGCUCCUAUGGGGAGCGCAAGUCCCGCUGUGCUCGGUUGGAAGGGACCCCCAGGGUCGUCUAGUCCAACGCCGUGCAGUGCAGGAAUCUCAGCUAAAGUAUCCAUGACAGUAUCCAUCUCAUUUACACCUGAGAAGGAAAAUAUGCCUUGAAAAGUCACAGUAAACUCAUACCUUACUUAUCAAAAACACAGGAAAGGGCAUAAACACAAGGAUUGCAGGGUCUCUGGAACUCUUCUUGAAGUUUUUCAAAGCAAAACGGGGAGCCGUAUUUGCGUGUGUUUAAAAAGGAGGGGCUUAAUAUGUUUAAUAUGCACACAAAAAAGAGUUUGGGAGAAUCUGAAAGCUUCAUGAUGUUUGAGUUGGUUCCGAUCGUGAUUAUUAUCUUACUGUGGGCUCUUCAUAGAACUGGCCUGUAAAUUAUUCUUCAGCAACCUCUCUGAUUUCACGCAUGUUUUGUGAGUGUUGGAAGAUUAGCACCAAGACAAUAUAAGCAUAUAAGAGGAUGCUUUUCAAUCAAAUCCAGAUUCCCUUCAAUGUAGGUUGCACAGUUCACAGAAAUUGAAAAGGGCUUUUAAAUGUGAGAUGAGUAAUUGAAAGCAUGAGUUUGCUAUGCAUAUAUAAGGGUUAAGAGGUAUUCUUGUGCUAUAUGCAUUAUGCUAUCUGCACAGCUUUGCAGAUUUGUUCUCUGUAUUAAUUCCCAAGAAUGAUCUCCAUUUCCCCAUUACUGAAUUUAAAACAAAAACACCUCUUUGACAUCAUUCAGAAGCAUAUACUGAAACAGUGAACAAAUAUGGAAUUUUGGAGCACACUGUCAUCUGUAUUCUGAUGGCAUACAGCUCUACAUCUCCAUGACAUCUGACUCAGAGGCUGUGAAAGCUCUGGGUUGGUGUCUAAACGCAAUGGUGGAAUGGAUGAGGGCCAAUAAACUGCUUGAAUUUUGCGAAGAUGGAGGCUCUUUUGAUGGGUGGUUCCCAUGUCCAGCAAGUUACCUGUUCCAGAUACUGACAACUUUUUUAUUCCAUCAGCCUCAUGCAGACAAUUAAGAAUACAUUUUCCCCACCAUGGUUAGUUGAUUUCUGAAUUUAAUUUUUUACAUGAUAUUUAUUGUAUGGUUUUAUGUAAAGUUGUUAUAAACUGCUCUGAAUUUUUUUAUGAACAGUGAUACAGAAAUAGUUUUAUAAAUAAACACGUAAUCUUUAUUUCACACACACAUGCAUCUAGCUUCUCAGAAUCACCAUUUUGUAUUUAAUUAGUGCCUUUGGCCAUGGGCAGAAUGCAUGUCUAACACCAGUCAGCCACUAGACCACAGUCAGUCCAGGGGGCCAACCUUGCUUUACAAAAAUAUCAGCUUACUUUAAAUAUCAUGCAGGGAAAGUGUGUCAAAGAGAAGAACUUAAGUGAUACAUCCUCUCUCAAAUCUACUCUGUUCACAUUCCCUUUUUUUUUCAUCCAAAGGGAUGGAAAAGAGGAAUGGAAGAGCAAUUACGCCAUCCCAGUGCUUUUAUUGCCUUCCCAGAAUCUCAGCAGACUCCAUUUAUCAAUCAUGAUCCUGCAAGAGAGUGGCAAGGGGUGAAGAGAGAAAGCUUUUUUUAAAAAAAGCAAAUAGGAAGUGCUAUUCCUAUUCCCAUACAGUUCCAUACAUACUAACGUUUGUAGCAGAAAAAUGUACAGUGGUACCUCUGGUUGCGAAUGGGAUCCAUUCCAGAGGUUUGGUUGCAUCCCGAGAAAUUCGCAACCAGAGGACCACUUCUGUGCAUGCGCGCAGUGUGGUUUAGUGCUUCUGCGCAUGUGCGCUGCAAAACUCAGUAAAAUACUUAUGGGUUUGCCGCAUUCGCAUCCCGAAGUUUACGUAUCCAUAGGGAUACGUAAGCGGAGGUACGACUGUAGUUCUUCUCAAUCUGAAAUCAUUCUGAUCCUCAGAAUGUGCUACUUUCAAUCAAAAUUGAGCUAGAGCCUGCUGGCAACAAGGGUGAUGUGGUUACUUGAUAUACAUUUUAUAACACUCCCCUUGAUUAGAUUAUCCAUGCCUUUUCCUCCUUACACAUACCCCUGGUAAACGAAGAAGGAACUGGUGAUUGCAGUCUUGGUAUAGGUCCACCCACAAUAUCUUUGUUUAUGCCCACCAAAAAUGCCUUUGGCCCAUCUCCCAAUGCUGAGACCCAUUGCCUUAAUUUGUUUUCAAAUGGACCCACUGUGGGGCAAUCUGCAGUGAGCUUUUAUUUUCAGAUUGAAACUCAUUUCUCAGUAUGUGCAUUUCAGGGGCAAACUAUGCAAGAUUGUGUGUGGACUAUGUAGAAAAAAACAAGCACCCAGUCUCCAUUGAGUCUAGAAAAAACCAUAUGUAUGCAGCCUCAUGUCCUCCUGUUUCAGUUCCACCAAAUGACCGCUUCUACUUACAGAGGUUCUUCAGAAGAGGGGAAAGAAUAGGUGGAUGCUGCUCCAUCACAUGCUUCCCUGAUUCUACCAAGCUUGACCAUGAUUUGCAUGGUGAUCAAGUUGGGAACCUUGCUUCCUAAAGUCAGACUGCUCCCACCCUCCUUCAUAAAGCACAGUUGCAAUCUAUCAAAAAUUGUCAGGCCCCUGACACUAAACGUGAGGUGAAAGAGAAGGAAUUAUGGAGAGAAGAUGGAAGGAUUUUGCCAGAUUGUGCAGGAGGCUGGACAAGAGCAAAAGAAACACACUGUCUUUAUUAUUUAUUAUAUUUAAUAGCAUUUAUAUACUAUUUACUGUGCCUCUCUUUCCCACAUGUCACUUUGGCAGACAAGGCAAAUUAUUUCUCUUGUGAGAGCAUAACACCUAUGUAUUCUUGUAGCUGUGAGCAGUGUGCUGAAUAAGCACCUUUGAGAGAUUAUUUCCCCCCCUACAGUAAGUGAACUAUACUGUAUAUUUCUAAUAUGUAGUCUCUAACUCUUGUUCUCUCAUUUUCCUGACGUGAAUUGUAAUGGUAAUGAAGUAGUGUGUAUGGCUUUAAUUCCUGCCAAGAACUGACAUGUUUCUGAUAUAUACUUCAGUUUUCUUAACUAAAUUUGAGCUAAGCCUGGUAUAAAUUAGAUUUAAUUAUGCUACCUUAAUUCUUGGAGGGAAUGCAUAGAGAUGUCCAUUUGGCUAUAACUGAAUGUAGUCAUUACAGUUGAUAAUAUGAUAAUAUUUUCAACUGGUUAAGUCUGUCAUUAGCAUAAGAAAUAACAAUACAAUCCUAUGUAUGUUUUCUCCGAAGUAACAUUAAUUCAGUGGGGCUUUCUUCCAGGUAGAUGUGUAGCCUAGAUUUCAUUAAAAUUCACAAAAUAAUGCAGUUUUCAGGCUUCAGACAUGACCAACCACAAGAACAUACACAAUAUUGACACUAACAAAGAGUUCCCCCCUAAGGCAGAAAUAAAACAUUGUACUUAAAAAAACCCCUAUAAUAGCCACUCCUUAUACAUCAUGUUCAAACUGACUAAGAUGUUUGUUUCAGGGUUUCCCCUCCAGAAGUCCAACAUGACUGUCUGCUUUACCCUCUGUUAGGGCUUACAUCAUGGUACCAGAGUUACUUCCCUAGCAAUUACAAUAAAUCAAGAAUUUUAGCUCUCUGUGCACACAGGUAGAGGGAUACACAUACACACAAACACAGACACACACAACAGAUGAUGAUACCAAAUUUUAUUUCAUAUUGAAUGUCUGUAGCCAAGUUGCAGCUUAGUUAGUUUUUAUCAGUUAGUAAAUUUAAUUUGUACUCUCACUCCUCUUUCUCUUAGCCUUAAUGGUCUCUCUCAAAUUUCCAUUUAGUGAUGGGAGAAACCCCACAAAGUAGAAAUGAUUCUUCAUGCAACUAUUAAAUAUUCAGGACUCAAAAGUCAAGUCACAGUCUAGAGCAGGGGUAGUCAACCUUUUUAUACCUACCGCCCACUAAUGCAUCUUUCUUGAUGGUAAAAUUUCCUUACCGCCCACCAAUGUUUGAUGGAAGGAGGAUUCUGCUUGUGCUGUAGUACCCCCUACUGCCCACCUAGAAUCCUGAAACACCCACUAGUGGGUAGUAGGGACCAGGUUGACAACUCCUGGUCUAGAGGUUCCCUGGCCCAUUGUCCUCAAGAGCUGGGAAGUCAUUUGGUCUUGAUAGUGCCAUUACUUGUGCAUAUGGAGUCCAAAAGCACAUCUGAUUUACUAGCAAUAGGAUCCCAUUACCAAGAUGGCUGUCUCUGUAUGGAAUUCCAGGCCAGGAAUAACUUCAGUAUUCUCCAGAUUCAUUCUUUGUUCUUUUUCUUCUGCCUGAACACAUUCUGUAAUUAAGAACUCUGAUGGCUUCUUCUAGACUUGAUCUUGCUGCAAAUAUAUUUUUAUUUAUCUUAUUCAUAAAAAAUUAUACACCACUUGAUUGCCAGCCCCUCUCAAAUCUUUUCCAUGAUGUAAAAUCAUAUUUUUAAAAGAAGGAAUAUCAGUGUAUCUCUGUCUUUGAAGUGUUGUAUAUGGACGUUCAUGACAAAACUGCAGUUAUUUAUAUCUUCAUAUUUAUAGUCCACCUGAUCUCACUGCAUCAGGAUGUAGCUGGAUCAAAGGCUAGAAUUUCUCCUAGAAUUUUCUAGCUGGACAUAGCCAUAGUCAAGAAGUGCCACAUCAAGAUCAAAGGCAUGCAAGCAAAGGUCCAGAAAACAGAUUAAAUCCAGAUGUGUGACACCACAGAACAACCAUUCUGCCAAGAAACAUUCUCAGAAAGGAAGGCUGGAAAUAGUGGAGACAUAGCAAUCAAGUUUGGCUAGAGCAGUAGCAUCCAGGGUUGAGUUUCAUAACAGAAUCCCUGAAGAUUUCGUUUGAUUUGGUACUUCUCUUUUUGACCAUGAAACAUGGCCAGCAAAGAGAUCCCAUCUUGUCCUAACUAGCUUUUUUCAGUAAGCUAUCUUCACAUGUUCCUUCCCCUGCUACGUCUAUGUGUCAGACAACUUAAAAUAUAGUUAAAUCAGGAAGUGACUAACUUAGAUCCAUUAAUUUCAGUGUGUCUACUCUAUGUAGAACUUAGUUGGAUAUAACUAUCUGAAAGUCCUAUUCAGAUAAUUAGUUUGCAUGUAUUCAAAGAACACAUUAAAGGAGAGCAGGGCUGCAUGCACCAGCCCUGUCAAAUACAUUUAAUCCUGUUGGUAGCUCCACUUCUGAAUGCACAAAGAUGUGAAGGAGGAUUCUAACCAUGUUCAAAAUCAUCAUGUGAAUGUUGGGAGUGAAGCAGAUGGAUUUUUUUUGGGGGGGGCAGAGCAUGUGUCCCUUGCAUGUGUUAUUUGAACAUGAGUAGACCUAAUACUUUGGUAGUGCUAAACUCAUCAUACUCAGGAAUGGCCCUGAUUCCAUGUAGAUUCUAGGGCUGUUGCAUAUUUGGUACCCGUAUCUGUUAUUUUUAGCCUAAAGUUGCAGAAUAGUGCACGCUGCUUACUUGGCACCAGUUGAGACUAGCUUAAUUUACCACUUAGUGUAAUACAGUGGUACCUUGGUUUAAGAACAGCUUAGUUUAUGAACAACUUGGAUUAAGAACACUGAAAACCCGGAAGUAGGUCUUUGGUUUGUGAACUUUGCCGUGGAAGCAGAACAUGUUCCUCUUCCUGUUGAGUGUGUUCCAGUUGUAAAUUGAGUCCCCCGCUGCUAUGGAAAAGGACGCCUUGGUUUAAGAACGGUCUUCCGGAACGGAUUAAGUUCGUAAACUAAGGUACCACUAUAUGUUGAAUUUUGUUUUCAUGCCUUUUUAAGUGAUAAGGGCAAGCAAUCAAUUAUCUUCAUUAAAAAAUAAAUCUGACCACAGUGAAAAUGUAAUGGUAAUAAAAAGUGAUUUAGCAUCCUCUCCUGCUCACUUUCCAAAAUAACAGAGAUAUGUAUGAUGGGAUCUUUGUAGCUUGUUAAAGUACAGUUGUCGUAUUUAGCCUUUAGGAACUUGGGGGAAUUUGCCCAGCUGUAAUAGUCUGUAGGUUUAGGCUUCUAUACAUAGAAAACUUUUUGCUUCUGCUGAAAAUGCAAAAGAGUUCUGUGCUUAGAUUUUCCAAGACUUGCUAACACAACUGUGUUUUGUACAAACCUCAGCAAUAUGUAGAUGACAAGGUGAUGCUCUGCAGUAAGAUGUGCAAUUGGGAGUUUGUGUGAAGGCUUAGAACUUUCUUACACGACGUGUCUCAAACGUUUUAGAAGCGCACAGAAAUUGACAGAAGCAUAGCUGUCAACUUUUCCCUCUUUUAAAGGGAGAUUCCCUUAUUCCGAAUAGGAUUCCUCACAAGAAAAGGGAAAAGUUGGCAGCUAUGCAGAAGUGUGACAGCAUAUCCAAUUCCUAUUUACUAGAGUAUACUCAUCUGUAUGCUGCAGCAAUCUCCGAACUAUGGAGGAAAUACAACAGUGUUUAUCAACCAAUGGAGCAGACAUUGUUGGUGGAAUGGAUUCCUGCCAGCGUAUCCCCUGCAAUCUUCUCCAGAGGGUUGGGGGAGUGAUUGGCUGUAGAGGUAGGAGAAGUCCCAUUACACAAGUGAAAGUUUGCUCUUCCACUCAGUUGUGUGAAUGGCUUUCUUAUAGUAAAUUGCAAACACAUGGGGAGGAAUUUGUAUCAGAACCCUCACAUGGGAGUCGGAAGUUUAGCCUUCAGGCCCCCAUUGUUGUCCAAAAUGGAUUGGGUUCCCUGCAUUUGGAAUUUAUUUGCAUGGGAAGAAGGUCCAUUUUCUUGUGACUGGCAUCUUGCAUAUUUGAUAAUUCAAAGAUACUAAAGGAUACUAAAAAGAUACAAAAACUAUCCAAUUUCUGAUGUUUAUAAUAUUGUUACAAUUCUCAUCUACAAAGGGGUAUUUUUGGUGGGACUAUAGAAGUCACUGUGUUUCAGCUGAAUUUUAAAGAACUGCUCCAUUUACUACUCCCCAGCAUAAUUUAUCUGCACGCACUGGGAGAGUGAGUAGGAUUUUUGCCUGUAGUCUUUUACUUUGUGCCCAACUUAAAUGGAGUUUUAAUGGCUAUGAAUAAUCCAUCCAGAAUACAUCAAUAGAACAAUUCAUUUCUUCUCUAUGGCAGAAAGAAAGUAGAUUUAAAUUGCAUUUCAUUGUAGCAGUUAGCUAUAAAAGAUGAAAAUGUAUAUCUAGGUUCAAUAUAAUACAUAUUUUUGCUCUUUGGAAAAGAAUAUUACCUGUGGUCUUCCUUGACUUGUAAUUAUUUUUACUAAACAGGUAUAUUAACUAAUCAGUCAUGUUCAUAAUGACUAGAAAAGUUGCUAGGGUGUAACAAAGGAGCCACAUUUUCUGAUUCCUCAGCAAUAAAAGAUUGAUUAAAUUAAUGUGGUUAAUUCCAUUUUUAAACUUUUAAUAUUUUAAAUAUUUAAACUUUAAACAUUUAAAGAUGUGCACUGCAACCCUAUAUAUGUCGAUUCAGAGCUAAGCACCAUUGAUUUCAGUGAGACUUACAGGUAACUGUGUAUAGGAUUGCAGUCUUAAAGAGCUCAGUUGAUACCACCAGUCAUUGGGUUCUUUCUGAACCAUGUUCAGAGGUUCAAAAUUCUUUGUAGAAUCACAAUGUGUAAAAACUAACAGCAAGGGCAGGGGGGAAAGUCCUCUUUCACUCCAUGUUGGUACAUGAAAUUUAAAUAGCUGAGUUGGACUUGGGGAGGACUGCAUUUAAGGUCUAUACUUUUUCACAACAGGUGAUGUAUCUUAUUAUUAUUGUUCUUUAACACUGAUAUGAAGCAGGUGGGAGAGAUCAUUCAGAAAUUUGGAAUGUGGUAUCAGUAUGCUGAUGACACCAAGUAUUUUGGUUGCUGUCUUGAUCCAGAAGCAUUAUUGGUAGUUCUAAGCCAGUACCUGGAGGCUAUGAUCAGAUGAAAACUGAACCAGAGAACAUACAGUUGCUGAUAGCUUCCAUUACGUAAUAUUAAUGUGUUCAGCAUUAUAUUAACAUGCAGUUUUGAAGAGGUUGGGUUGCCCGUUCUGGAUGGGUCACACUGCCCUAGAAGCAUCAAAUUCAUUCACAUUUUAGAAGUGCUUGUUGACCCCAUUCUGCUUCUGGAUGUCUGUAACAAAGAGUGCUUUUAAGCAGCUGAGCUUUAUUUGCUUGCUGCACCUGACUUGAUCCUGUAGCACAAGAAACCUGCUAUAAAUACCCACAGUUUGGCAACCUCCUGUAUUUUCACUGUAAGAGAACUCUCGAUGGGGCUACAAGCCAUGUACUCAAUGGCUAUCUAGCUUUUAACUGGUACAGACUGCAAAGAGCUGCGCUUGCUUGACUUAAUUAGCUACUAGUGAGCAUCUGUUAAGGUUAAGGUGUUAAACUUUACAUUUAUCUAUCUAAUCAGUCUUACCCACGAGCAUAUUAAUAGGGGAUCUUUUGCCAACUAUCCAGUUCUUGCAGUUUAUCAUGGGCACAGAAUGAAUUGAUGGAUUCAUGGAGUUGUCUCUCCCACAGAUCAGGAUCCCCUCCCCCUAUUUUCCCACCACUGGAUAUAUAUAUUUUUAAAGAGUUUGCAUUCAAUACUUGGGAAUUUAUACAGGAAUAGAAACUGUACAAAUAAAUUCUUAGGUAGCAUUACUAGAUUUUAAAGCACGUAGCUAACAAGGUGAAUAUUUUUCCAUCCCUAUCACUUGAUUUAUUAAUUUCAUAUAAUUUAUAUAUGUCUUUUAACUAGAAAUCCCAAAACAGUAUACAGCAAUAGCAGUUUGAGAUAACCUAUAUAUACACAGCUGGUCUCUUGUUCAUAGCAGCAUUUAUGAAGCUCUGAAUCAGGACAGUUGGUUCAAUGAAAUUUGGGAUGAAAACACUCUUGCCCAGAAAGGGGUGCAUGAGAUUGAAAGGUUUCCCUACCAGCAGCCUCUCAAAACUUCCUUUUAGCACAUUAAAAGAAACUUUUUAAAAACAUGUUUGUUUUGGUUCAGGCAUGGUAAUUCAUUCUUUAAUCAUGGUAAACUGUGAACGUUUUAUAUCAUUGUUCAACACCUUCCCCCGCUCCUUAAUAAAAAACAAUUCACAAUUCCCUACAUGUUAUACACUAUCGUAAGAUAUUGGUGUAGGGAAACAGCUUUGCUUCAUUGGUUGAAUGUUUUCAAUCACCAAGGAUUAAAAUAAAUAUUCAACACAAAGCCUUGCUAUGAACCUGUGUGUUUUGUUGGAUGAAUUUUUUCCAAAUGUCACUUUGCAUUUUUCUGAUAUUGAAAAAGAUAAAAUACACCAUGUGGCAAGAAGGCAUCCUUUAGAAAAUGGAAAUCUUGUCCAAAUGAGGAGAACAAAAAGGAACACAAAGUUUGGCAAAAGAAAUGCAAGUAGACAAUAAGGGAAUAUAAACUAAAAAUUGAGGAGCACGUUGCUAAAACAAAGACCACAGAAACAAGAAAUCUUUACUUGCAUUAGUAGCAGUAGACUGACUAGGAAAACAGUUCCAUCUUGGGUUGAUAUGGAAUUGAAAGUUAGCUGAAGAAAUGUAAGUAGAUUGCAAGAAGUUGAAUGGAUUCUUGCAUGCCUCUGUCUUCACACUGGAAGAUGACUUUCAGGGGAAGAGAGUCUAAGGGGCUGAGGCAAAUAAUGGUUACAAUAGAUGGAAAUUAUAGGCCUUAAAAGACAAAACAGACAAACUGCUGGGGCCAGAUGGUAUCUACCCAGGAGUUCUUAAAGAAGUCAAAUGUGAAAUCGCUGAUCUUCUAACAAAAAAUUGUAGCUUGUUCAUAAGAUCAGCUUCUAUACCUGAAAACUAGAAGGGACCUCAGAAAUUACAGGCCAGUUAAAUGCCCCUUUCAGGAAAACUGCUGAAAAGUACUGUAUUAACAAAGACAAAACUCUCAAACAUAUCUUGCUGAAGUCCUUUCUUGGUAACCUAUUAGAGUUCUUUGAUACUGUCAACCAGCAUAUAGAUAGAGGUGAUCCACUUCACAUCAUCUGCUUAGACUUUCAAAAAGCUAUAUAUAUACACACACACACACACACAUACACACACACACACACACACACACACAGUACCUUACCAAAGAUUUCCUGAGUUAGCAGUUGUGGAAUAAGAGGAGAGGCUAUCUUUUAGCUCAGUAACUGGUUAAGAAAUAGGAAGCAGAGAGUAAAAAUAAAUGGGCAGUUUUCCUAGUUGGAAAGAUUAUUGUAGAAAGUGGAGUCACCCAAGGGUGGAUACUGGGACUUGUUCAUAAAUGAUUUAGAGUUAGGGGUGAGCAGUGAGGUAGAAAAUUUGCUUAGGGUGGAUUAAACCAAAAGGGGCUGUGAAGAGCUUCAAAAAGAUUCUUCUGACUGAAUAUAAGCAAGUUUAAAGUGCUGCACACUUGGACAAAAAAAAAAAAAAAAAAAAGAGAGAGAGAGCUAAAUUUUCAAUGCUCAUGAAAAUUUGGUGGUGUUGGACCAGGAAUGAGACUUUGGGUCAUAGUGAAGAGCUCAAUAAAAAUGUCAACCUAGUGUGCCGCAGGUGUGAAAAAGGCAAAUUGCAUGCUCAGAAUAAUGAAGAAAGGGGUUGAAAAUAAAAUGCCCGCAUCAUGACGCCAUUAUACAAAUCUGUUGUGUGAUUGCACUUGGAAUACUGUGUACAGUUCUGGUUGCUUCACCUCAGAAAGGAUCUUGGCAGUGUUGGGAAAUAGCAACAAAAAUGAGCAAGGGAACAGAGCAACUUCCCUGUGAGAAAAGGCAGCAUCAUUUGGAGGGGGUGCGUUAAUUUAGAGAAAAGGAGUGUAAGAUGAGUCAUGAAAGAGUGUGUAUGCAUGGUGGAGCAAGUGGACAGAGAAGUUUUUUAUCUCUCAUAACUCUAGAACCUGGGGACAUCCAAUAAAGCUGAAUGUUAGAAGAGUCAGGACAGAUGAAAGAAAGUACUUCUUCAUGCAGUGUGUACAAAACUAUAGAAUUUACUCCUACAAGAGGUAGUGAUGGACACCAGCUUAAUGGCUCUAAAAGGUUAGACAAAUUCAUGGAUAAUUAAGGCUACCAAUGCCUAUUAUCCACAACGGUGAGCUUCUACCUCAAAUGUUAGAGGUAGUGUGCUUCUGAAAACCAGUUGCUAGGAACCACUGGUGGAGAAAGUGCAGUUGCCCUCAGGCCCUGGUUUUGCACUUCUCAUUGGCUUCUGGUUGACCACAGCAGGAACAUGGGGCUGGGCCAGAUGGGCCAUUGGCUUCAUCACCAGGCUCUUCCUAUAUUCACCAUGUUUGCAGACUGAUUACUAUUAUUACAGAAGAGUCAUAAAUAUUUUUUGUUUAAUGAAGCAUUCUUUUAAAUUAAUUUGUUUUAUAAAGGAAGCUUAUGUGUGUUUGGAAUAUUAACACACAGUUUAUUUUAUAUGUUACAUCUGAUUUUUUAAAAAUAAUCAAUAGAUUAUAUGAUUUUGAAAGCCGACAUUAAGCACACUCAUGCACAGUCCAGAGAACCAGCAAAAAUAGCCAUGUCUUCUGAGUGUUAUAAAUAGAACUAUUUACUUUAUGCAGAAAGUCAGUUCCUUGGACAGAUUCCCAUUUUUAUUUAAUUUUGUUACUCAUAAUUUUUUCCACUAACUGAAUGUUUACAAUAUUUACAGAACCUUUAGGAAUGAGGCCGGCAAUACACCCAGCUUAUGAAACAUAUAUGACCUUGUGUUUGACCUACCAGUGGGGAAACUGGAGGUGAAAGAGAACAGGGCUUCUGUAGCUCUAACAAUUGUGUAAAGGGAGCUUUGGCUGGUGCAGUUUGUCAUAUCAAACUGAUAGAAGUUGAAUUUCCCUCUCCCACGCAAUAUGGCAGGGACUGAAACCCUGCCAUCCUUUGCUUUUGUCAGCAUAAUUCCCCAAGUGGUAUUUAUGGAGAGUCACCCAUGGCAUCGAUUCAGGGCCACACUGUGACCUCCAGUAUUUGUCUGCCAUGUAGAAUUCAGGCUUUACUCUCAUAUUUUAGUUGCAAGCAAAAUGCCUGCCAUUUUGACAGAUGAGGAAUGCAGGCUUGCAAUCCAUUGGGCUUCUGUGCUCCCUGCCCAUUGAGGUGUCCUUUUCAUUGAAGUUGGGGAGCCCAGUGUUGAGAAGAGGUCAAGUUUUGUUCUCGUCGCAAAAGCAUCCAGACAUGCAGCACUUUACUUUCUCACAGAAAUGAAUGAAUGCAGUUUGUUCCUUUAGUAAGUGGGAAAAGGAUGGUGACAUGUCGUGGGCAGCUCACUCUAUUCUGCACCUUGGUGAUGCUAAUCAGUGCAUAGCCCUAUUUUUGCUUUCUUUUUUGAUGAUGCUAAACUGGUGUUUUUAAAAAAUAAAUAAAUAAAUUAUAGAUUAAAAUUGCAUUCCAUUCUUCAUAUAAGGAGCUCAGAGCAGACAUAUGCCUUUUAUCUUUGCAACAGCACUUUGGGAUCAGUUAGGCUGACAGACCUAUUUGCCCAGUGUGAGCUUCUUCAAGUGGGGAAUUGUGCCGAAGCUGUCCGUGUGGAAAGUCAAUGCCUUGGCUACAGCAACAUGCUGAGGAAGGUCUGGAACAGUUGUGUUGGAGUGGCAGGAAAAGAAGCUUUCUUUGUAACAGGAUGAUUAAGCUUUAGGCGUGUGUUAUUGUUAUGAUGUUAGCACUGGUAUCGUACUCCAGCACACUAUAUAGAGAGAUCACCAAAUAUUUCACCAAAUAUGUGAACCCAGAGAGAGACCUUAAGUGACCAAUGUUAAAGUUUUUCAAAUUCCCUAUCUUCCCAUGGUUGAUGACCUCUGAGUGCUGUGCCUCCAUCGUUUGACCUUCUGGAUUACCAUGCUGUUGGUAAAUCAGUGAGAUCCAAAUAUAGUGCCAUGCACAUACAGUGAGAUGCUAAGCUUUGUGCUUCUGUACAAAGGAGGAAGAUAUUCAGCCAAUGUGGUGAGUUUGGAUUCUUCUGGCAGCCAGGCUGUAACACAUGAGGUUAUGUUACAUGCAUGCAUCUGGGUCUGUUUGGGGUUUAUUCAGAGGUGAACAUUAAUCUGAAUUGAGGUGACUUUUAGAAACCUGAUUUGAAAUGGCUACAUGAUAGUAUCUGUUGAACAACAAGGUCUACUUACACACAAUAGUGGCAAAAAGCCCAACAGAAACAAUGCCUGACAUAUAAAAGCAACCUUGGAUUUUAUUUUUUUAAAAUGAAUGUGUUUUAAGUGCCAUACACAUAUGCAGGAAAAGUUUAAUUGCAAGGGAAUACAGUUCUGUGCUAUAUUUAAUUGUUCAUGGCAGCAGAGUACGUAAGUUUUUCCAGGGAAGCUUGAAUAUAUUCACAUCUAUGAAGUUUGUAGCACUUUCUUUUACCCUUCUUACAUUGUAGCCAUUCUGUUUUGCAAUUGCCCUCUUGGGAGCAUUGCUACAAACGAGCUCUUCCUCUUUAUAUUAAACGUUUAUUGUAGGGAGUUUCAUAGUGAAUAGGAAAUGUAUUAUAGAUAAAAUGUCAAGGUUAUAUGUCACAAGACUGAAAAGCUUCUAACAUAACCAUAAAUCACAGUAAGGAGAAACACUGCAAGCUCUGAAGUUUGACAAUUGUAUGGCAAACAAAAUUAUAUUGCGAUCUUGUUUGUGUAUUUGGAUACUUGCAGUAAAGUUUUACUUUACAGUAAAACAACCAGAGUGGCUUGACCUCAGCUGAAAAUGGUAUUUUCACCCCCACUUGCAUGAUUUCAUCCAACCAAAGUUAAGAACGUUUCAGUCCCAUAUUUACAGUGUGAGAGUUGAUCACAUAUUUUAAAGCUCUCCCACUGACUUAAAUGAGCUUAGCUUUGUCUGAAUUGUGUCCAUUGAAGUGGGUUCUGCAAAUUGAUUUAUAUGUAAUGCUAAUCCAGACUUUGGCUUAGUACAAAUGCACAAGUGUGAUGGUUUCUGGAGAGGAGGUCAUGACCACUAUGUGAACAUGUAACCUCCAGCUGAUAAAACACCCCCAUGCUUUCUCUGCAUUUUCCAGAGUAAGCUUCAAAACAUCUAGAAGUAGGGGAGAAAUCAGAUAAAUUGGAAGAAAAUGAGGACAGCCCUAUCAUACAGUAAGAAGAAACAGUCUGCUAUGUGUGAUAAAUUUUAGGGAACAGGUGAAGGUAGAAAGUGAUGUUUCAACUUUUGAAAGUUUAUCCUGGCUGUGGGGGUUGCCAUUUGGAGCUCUGCUUCAAGCAGCAAAAUCACCUGGGCACUGAGAGAAAAAGUGGUUGGAUGCUGAACAAAUGAUGUGGAGAAGGAGUAUGUCUCAUUAGGUUAUUUCCCAGGGUAUGUACUUAGGAUUGAAACCUGAAGUCAUCCUUUUUGCACAUAGUGAAAUUAUGCUGCAUAUCCAAACUUGCAACUGAACUCUGUUGUCUCCAAAUCCUCAAAGCUAAAUGAACAAUCCCCCCCCUGCUGUGGAGAGUGGGGGCCAAGAGAAAAUGCCUUGAUGAGUUAGAUGUGGUCUGCAAGAUGCCUAAUUACUCUUGGCCUCGCUAAUCCAGUGUCCUUUUAAUGGCUAAUUCAUGUUAGCGUUUUAGCAGAUACAUUCUGCAAACUAGAAGGCAAUUAUGAAAACAAUCCGUUCCUGUUACUUUUUUCAUUCUCAUGUUCUUGUGACAUAUAAAAGCAUUACAGGGUUUGAAAACAGUUGUGAACUAUUUAUUCAUGGUUGUAAAUUAAUACCUCCACUAUAUAUAUAGUCUAAUACUUGGCAGGUAUUUUGUACAUUGUGGAGAGCCAAUACAUUGUAUUUAGUUACAGCACGGUUAUCAUAAUAACAUAGUAUAUUCUCAAAAAUAGAUGUGUUUUCAAAAGACAAGUUGAUUAUGUACAGAGAUCUGGAGUUAAACUCCUUUGUUCGCCUUUCUAGAGCUGUUGUUAAGCUCCCUCCCCCUUCCAUAUACAUUUACUGGGUUUUUUGUGCUUUAAUCUAGUUAAGCACUGAAGCACACCCUGUUUUGAAAAGAAAGAUGACACCAAUCAUAAAUCACAUUGUUUUUCUAUUUGUUUGACUUGGCAGCCAUUUUAAAAGAAAACCUCCCACACGUAGACAUUAAAAGCUUGCUACUAUACUGGAUGAACUUUAUGAGAAACCAACCUCAGCUGCAGAUGGGAGUUUCCCAAAGAUUACUGCCCAAGGCUAGUUUUGAACCAGUAUCUUAAGACAAUCACAGUUACUGAUCUUAUUACCUCAGUGUAUAAGGAUUCCAAUAUUUCACCACAGUUACUAACUUUUGAAGAUAUUUUGCAUUGAAAAGUAUGGAUGAAAUCUCAGAAGACUAUGAUCCCCACAAAAGUUUCUAUUUUGAGAUUUCAGCCUUACUUUCUAUGACAAGCUUUUUUCAUGUAUCUUUCCAUGUGGUAAUAUUCCUAAUAUUCUCUUUGUAAUACAGUAUUUAGGUUUAGAUCCAGACUUCCCCUUCUGCAGGUUCAAGGGCUCCUUUCAUUGCAGAUGGCAUCAAGAUCCAGCAGAGCUUCCCUAUGGAAGUAGGACCCAGGGAGGAGAUGCUUUUCAUAGAUUGUUCCCUACUGCUCCUUCCAUCACCUGUCAGACUGUUCUAGGGGUAUACCAAUCAUAUAGAGGAGAUUUUCAAAAGUUACUGGGGGCUUCAGGGAGAAGGAGAGAUCGACAAGAAUCACCUUCUCCUCUUCUGCCCUUGGAAGUGUCGACUCUCUGGUGUUCUGCCCCCAGCGAGUCUGAUUUUAAUCUUGAGUGAACCAAAUAUGAGAGUUGCAAUGUGGUUGUGGCCAAGCAAGGUUUUGAAAACUCUCUUGAGGCCUGAAUCAAACACUCUGUUGUGCACGAUAUCUUGACUUAUCCCUCUCAAUUUCUUAUUAAUAUAUAUCCAUAACUGCUCGAAUGUAUUAAUAUCAACAUGAGCCAACUGGCCAGAUUGGCAUUUUAGUCUGCAAUUCCUAUUAUAAUCAGUGGGAAUUGCACCAUGUUCCCAAGAGUAGCUUUUCAGAAACAUUGCAGUGUAUUUCAAAACAAACAAGAAUGCUUUUUCCCAUGGAAGGUCCAAAGCAGACAGUACAUGAAAUAAAAAUUAAAGGCUUUGCUGGGUUUAGCCAUUGGAUUUCUGUUGUCUGGAUUUCUGUCAUAAACAGAAAGUUAGUACUAUUAUAGCCAUACUUAACUAAUGUAAAUGUAUUUUAAUUUGUUUAAGACCAAGUUUUUUUCAUUUAUGUUGCUCACAACCGAGGUCUCACAGCCACCUGGUCUUGCAUUGGACUUAUUUUGUAUCCCAGAUGGUAUAAUGAGAAAAUGGUGGUGGGGUGGGAAGGAAGUUGAACAUGUGUGUGUGUGUUUGUGUGUGCGUGUCCUGUUAUUGAUGUCCUGAUGUGUGUGUGUUAGAACAUGGGGGAGCCACACUCACCUUGGCACAUGGCCUCCAGAAGGAGAUGCAACCCUUUGCCAAAAAAUGCUAGCCUCCUCCUGUUCCUGUCUGCACGCACACACAAAUGCUUUCCCCUUGAUCACUCUAAUCCAUGGACUAGAUAGGAUGGUUGAAGGGAAAACAUAUGUGUGCAUGUUUGUGUGGAAAGCAGAGAUGUUCAGUCAUCCUUUACAAGUUUGCUUUCAGCAAUCCACAAUGCCUGCCCUAAGUAUUCUGCAGGAUCUUGGUACACCCCCCAUUGUUUUUUAUCUAUGCAAACCCUUACUGCAAACAAUUAAUUCUUCUUGUCCCUGUACAUGUUCCCACAAUUUAAAAAUAUUUAGAAAGUGUGUAUCUACUUCAGAAACAGUGCCCUUGAUUUGUUGCAUUGUGACGCUCGUUCCAAAGCAGACACAAUGAUAUGAAGGGUUGGCCAAAUGAUAUGUUAGUCCCAUAUUCUUUGUGAUGACGUAGGAUUAGAUUGUCUACAGUCUGCUAAGGUUCAGGAGUCACUGAGAGAGGAUAGACAUAACCACCCUGCUUGUGAUAACUGUUCAUUCCUUCUCUUUUGUUUUCCCCAAUGCAUUUUAUUAUAUUUUUUGGGCAUAACAACAAACAGCUAAUGUCCACAACUCUUACAAAGAUAUUUUUUUAGUGUGGAAAUAUGCACACAGUAAAACAUAUCUGAGUACCACUCUAUAUUUCUAAGAAGUUCUGUCCAGCCUAUUCUGAUGAGUUAAUCAUUCUGACAGUGUCAGUUGCCAUGUCCUGGCAAGCCAGCCUGUAGCAGCAUAACCUGCUUAUACUUCCCAGUUACAUGCUACUUGCAUGCCCGCAACGUCUUAAUAACACCCAAUUCAUGUAGAGAUAUUUUUUCAAUGGCCCAUGAUAUGCUAGCAAAUAUUCAGAGGUGAGCACUUGUUUAAAUCAUAUCUGAGAAACUCCUAUAAACUGCAAACCAUGAUCUCUCUGGACAUUCCCAUCACAAAGGAAAGGAAGCUCCUCUCAUUCCACAUUCCUGGCAACACUUGGAGGGCAGUGAAUUAUUUAUGUCUUGCAUUCUUUGUGAGAUCAUAUGUCAGCACUGAUUUGUGCAUUCUAGCUAUUCUAUAGAAUUGUAUUAUAUUUUCUACAUGUAUUCCUAUUCUGCUUGGAGCAUCGCUCAUUUGUGCAGUUCUGCAUGCAAUUCCUCAGGCUUCACUGAGAUGGUUUCUGGGCCAGCAUUUUAUCCAAGAAACUGAAAUAAUUUUUCCAUUGACAAUUUGCUCAAGCAAUCUUUCCUUUUUGAUGAGCACUUUCCAGCGAUAACAACUUUUUGCUUGUCAGAUGAGAGUUCUUUGAUGCUCAAGUACUACAUAGAAGUGAGUUGUAUGAAAUCACUGAUGGAGCUUAUUAGGUUUCCCAGCCCAAGGGCAACAUGUUUGGAGGAGAGGGCAUGCAUCUACAUGUUCCAGUCUUAAACAAAAAAGUUAGUUACUAUGAUUACAACUGAUUCCUUUUCUUUGGGAGUGGCAUGUUUUUCUGGGUUCAUUGCUGCCUUGCCUCACUUUCAGCCCCAAAUGUUUGCAUAAAUAAAGCUGUGGCUUUUCAUGCCAUGCUACUUGUGUGUUCUGAUUUAUUGGUUGAAAAAAACAAUGGAAGCAGGUGCAGGAGCCUGCAAGUUAAUAAUUAACUUCAUUUAAGGUGGCUAUUGUUUUUAAUAUUUGCUUUCUUAAAAGUAUAUUUUUCUUUUUUAUAUAUAUAAAAAAGGUCAUUUCUGACCAAAAUGAACAUAAUAUGGCUGAAAAUAUUUCUUAAAUGGGAUAUGCAAUGAGGUGAACAUGUAUUUUUCCAUCAUAACACUCCUCUAGGAAAAUAGCAUUUCCCCAGCAUUUGUUGCUAGGAAAAAUGCAAGUUCCUUGCCCUGCACAGCUGAUAAAUGUGGAAUGUCUGGGAUAUGGAUGAGUGAAGCUCCUAAGCACAUCUUGACAUUUGUAAUACUGCCAAGUGAUUAAAGAAACAACUCCUCAUACUGUACUUUGGGGAAAGUUUUAGAUUUUGUUACUUUGGUAAUUUUCCUUAAUGGUGAGGCUGAAUGCUGUUGUGUUAUAGCCCUGAAAAGCGGGGUGGCUCAUAUAACUAUUCACACACACACACACAUGCUAAAAUGGGAUACAGCCAUUUCGAGACUUGUUUCUCUUGCUCCAUUUCUUCUUCAGUUGGUUGAAACCUGGAUCUUUCUGAACAGACAUCUUCCAUGUGAGAGAAUUAAGAAACUUGCCUUCCAUCUGCAAAAAAACCUGCUUUCUGUCCACAGGAUAGGGAUGGAUAAUGAUGUUAAUAGUACCAAAGAACCAGGACUUGGCCUACUUUUUUCUUUCCUUUUAUCUGUUCAUCAGCAGACAGAACUACAGUACAUUGCAGAUUUCAUUAUACUUACAAAAUUAAAAAAAUCAAUCCAACUAUUAUCCAUUUCUCAUUUCUAUAUUGAAAAAAGUUAUCUAAAAUGUUAUAGUAUCAGUACACUAUCUCUUUCACUAUCCAAACUUUUUAAAAUUGGUAAAAUUAAAAUAAUUUCUCAAGGUAUUAUUAAGGGAGCAUCUUCCAGUUUUGAGCAAUUAGUAUGUUAAAGGUAAAGGUAAAGGGACCCCUGACCAUUAGGUUCAGUCAUGACCGACUCUGGGGUUGCGGCACUCAUCUCACUUUAUUGGCCGAGAGAGCCGGCAUACAGCUUCCGGGUCAUGUGGCCAGCAUGACUAAGCUGCUUCUGGCGAACCAGAGCAGCGCACGGAAACGCCGUUUACCUUCCCACUGGAGCGGUACCUAUUUAUCUACUUGCACUUUGGCGUGCUUUUGAACUGCUAGGUUGGCAGGAGCAGGGACCGAGCAACGGGAGCUCACCCCGUCACGGGGAUUCAAACCGCCAACCUUCUGAUCGGCAAGUCCUAGGCUCUGUGGUUUAACCCACAGUGCCACCCGCGUCCCUAUUAAUAUGUUAGCUGCUGAUAUAAAAUGAAAACCAACUCUGUAGUUUGUUUAUUCCAGACUGCCCUCAAAUAAUUUAAGAUUGCUGUCUCUGGAUUGUAUGGUAUCUGUAUACCUAGCAUACUCUGAACCUUCUCAGCUAAUAAGCAACUGCAAUAUUUAUUAUUUGGCUAUGUUUCCCACAUACAUAUAUUUAUUUUAUAUUUUUGCUGUGCUUUGUUUUAGGCGGGAGGCACAAUUGGAUGAAGAAGGGCAGUUUCUAGUUAGAAUUAUUUAUGAUGAUUCAAAAACAUACGAUCUGGUUGCUGCGGCAAGCAAAGUCCUUAGUAAGUAUAUCUUUAUUUCCUUCAGCACUGAUUAACAUUUAAGGAAAAACUGAAGUUUACGUGUAGUUAGUUCACAAUGUUUGUUGAUUUGCAUUAAGGCAUUUAUUGCGUUGUAGUUUUUCAUGCCACACAAGCAUCUUGGGAAUGUCAGUUUUCAUUGUUAAAAGAAAGAGAAGGUGCUUGCGUUUCAAAUGCAUCAAAACAAAAUUGAAGUACACAAAAAUAGAACUCACAGAAUUCUAUGACAGUGGAAUCUUGCAAUAAAAUAUUAAAAGCCCAAUGCAUUCAUGUUCCUCAGUGCUGAUUAGGAAGUAUUAAAUGUGAUUUUUUUUGGUUCUGCAGGGGCUUCAGUGCCUUCAGGUAUUAUAUAAUGCUUCAUGUUUUCUUUAGACCUUAACGCUGGAGAAAUCCUUCAGAUGUUUGGGAAGAUGUUUUUUGUGUUUUGUCAAGAAUCUGGUUAUGACACCAUCUUGCGUGUGUUGGGCUCCAAUGUUAGAGAAUUUUUGCAGGUAAGAAAUCUGUGGCAAACCAUUAAUGGUCAAAUUCCAGAGUAAUUUCUCAAUGGCAGCAGCAGUUGUGGCCCAGUGUGGCCUUGGGCAAACUUGAGGUGGGGAGGCAAAAACCUUCCAAGCGUCUGGUUGGUCACCAUCAUCGGCCCCGGCCAGUAAAGGGGUCCAAGGGGAAGGAUUCUGUCCAUAUGCCCAGGUGGGGGCUAAUGGGUCAUGGAAGUUAUGCUUGGCUGAUCCAGGAUACAUACCCAAUGCCUAAGCCAAAGCCUUCCUGCAACUGUAAUCAGUAAAGUUGUGGCCAUUUCAAUUCCCCAAGGGUUACCAUGUCAUUUAUUGUUUCCUAUAUCCCUUAGGGUUGUUGCAUCUGGGCCUGCAUGUUUAGUAAAACCAAUCCUGUUGAGUUCCAUGGGAAUUAACUCUUGCAGUACCUGUUCAAAGAAUUUCAAAUGAGAAAUCUAUUUAUGGCUAUUCUCUUAGGCAAUAAUUAGUGCUUUGCUGCACUACCUAUUCCAUAAAUAAACUGAUUUUACAAUUCACAUUUAAGAACUGAAUUAACACACUCAUUCAGGAAAACCUACCUACCAGUUUGCAUUUGUACCAUAUCAAGUUAAGGCUCCAGUUGCACACUAAAUUAUGCAUGAACACAUUCUUUAAAUUAAAAGGAAUACAAAUAUGUGAAACUUAAUUUGAAAGGCAAGCAAAAAUAAAUAAAUAAAUAUAAUUAGUAUUUUAAAAAAUAUACAAUUCUGGAGCCAACUGAUGAUUCCCAGGUAAGAUCCAUCCUCUGUUGUGUGGGCAGGGCGGUCCCUCCCCCUACUUGGCCGAUUCCCUGGCAACGCCUCCCCAGGUGGGAUUGGGCAAUUGGCUGAGGUGGGUGCAUACCUCCAGGUUUCCAGCCUGGGGAGGGCGAAGCCAGCCCAUACUGCCAGGAGCCGCAUGGGAUCCGUGGGGGGGAGGAGCUGCACGUGACCAUGCAAAAGGCGUCCCCCAUUUGAUGUGGGGAGCGGUCAUUAGUAUUUUUUUUAAAUAUACAAUUCUUCCUUUUUAUAUUAUGUAGGGCUGAAAGCAUUACUAAUGGAAAUACAAAGCAGAAUGUAAAAGAGAGGCAGCUUUUAGUUAAGUGCAAUUUGAGAAAUCCCAAGGGCAUUAUUAUGUUAUAACCACACACAAAAAAAUCAAUCAGGCACCAAGUGGUGCUUAACCUAAAAUACUUUAGGGAGUAGUUUAUUUGCCUUCUCAUAUUUUAAAAUUAGCAACAGAGUAUAUGUUCUAUGGCAUUUUACAACACUCAGAAGAAAUGCUUGCAGAAUAUGUCCAACAAUGUGCCCCAGAGCUUAUUUUUCCAUCUUUCGCUGCAUAUACCCCAAACCUAUCUACUUAAGGAGCAUACUGGCCAGUUUACGUGUAACACGAACCCACGGCUAAGUCUGAACAUGCAAGUACAGUCAUACUUCAUGUUACAGAUGCUUCAGGUUACAUGUUUUUGGGUUACGGACCGCAGGAAACCCGGAAGUACCGGAAUGGAUUACUUCCAGGGUUCGCAGCUCGCGCAUGCGCAGAAGUGCUAAAUUGUGCUUUGUGCAUGUGCAGAAGUGCUGAAUUGCACUGGCGCCUGCACAGACACAGCACUUCAGGAUGCGAACGCUGCGGGUUUCGGACGUGCCUCUGUCAUGGAUUACGUCCGCCACCCGAGGUUCCACUGUACUCUUGCUUACUGGCAGCGAACUCCAUGUUGGGAAGCUAGGUAAGGAACAUGACUUCACCCCACUGGCUGCUACUGCUUGGGGUGAGUUUUAGCACCCAGGUGAUGUUAUAGCCACAUGUUUGCCCUACUGGCUCCAUUCAACACCGGCCAAUAAGAGCAUGGGGCACUGACUUCCUUCUCCUCCCCACAUUUUCACCUUUCACUGGUUGCAAUUUGCUCAAAGAACUGUAUCCAGAAUAUUUCAUUGGUUUGUUACUAAUGUCUCUUACAUUAUCCCCCUUCCAGACUCCUACCUCUCACUUACUUUUUUUCCUCCCUUUUUGAUGGACAAGCUGUUAUCCUGGUUAGUGGGGAAUCUUGAUACACAGGGUAGUUUUAUUAAGGGCAGAACUGGCUAAAAGGGAAAUUGAAUGGCAAAAAGGCAUGUGAUGAGCUAUCAUUAGUUACCAAAAAUGAUUCUUCCUGCUAGAAAGUGGCAGGGAGGUCACAAGAGGGCCAAUGAGACUAUGUUGUUGUCUGCACUCGGACAUUUUCACAGGAAUUGUAAAUUUAAGCAAUCCAGUUUCCAGGAAAGGGUUUUACUGAAUGGUGCUCCUCGAUUACUGCCCAGAAUUAAUUUAAUGCUAAGUAAGGUUUCUUACUUAACAUUAGAUUUGACAAAAGUUUCAGGAACCAGUUAGAACCACAUACACAAAUUCUCCUGUAAAGGCACCACUGCGAGGAGGAUUCUUGAGAGGAGCCACUGGACUAUCCCAUAAUACUAAGCUUGAGCUUUCUUUAUUGUGAAGGGUUUAGCUUGAAAUACGGUCACUUUCUCUGACUCCUUUGGAAGAGUGCCACGCUCCUUAGUCAGACAAAACCAAAAUACAAGAGUAGUCUUGAGAGCGGAAUUUCUCAGUAACAAAAGAGUCUUGAAACAGGCCUUUGGAAUGGGUUGAUCUUUCCCUACAGCCAUCAUAGUAAUCCAUUCAGAGAAAUGCAUGGGUUAGUAUGCUGGCUAUUGAUAAAAACCAUCUCAAUAAAAUGUAAAUUUCAAAUAAGCAAAUAAAGUAAACCAGGAAGCUCUAAGCUGAGUUUAGCCCAAGGAAUUAAUUUACAAGAUGCUCAUUUCCUUUGGAGACCUCCCAAGAGAAGAAGCAGCUGUUGAGGCUUUUCAUUUCUCACAGAAAAUAAAGUUCAAGCUAUUUCUAAAGUUUUGAGGAUCUGCAGAUGCUCUGUAAUACAGCUUGCUCUUAUAAAACAUUGUCAUCAUCUAUUAUGUUUUAAAAACAUCAGCGCCCAUAUGAACAUUAAUGGCAUUAGAAAAUGCAGAAGGACGAGACAGAGCAGGUAGCAGUGCUUGUGCUACUGUAUGGAGCAGAAUUUGGAACAAAUAUUCUUCAGGCAGUUAUGUUGCCUUCACACACCAUUCACUUUUACAGUGAAAGGGCUGGAAAAAUAGGUUCUAAUCGUUUUCUGUUAUUAAAUAAUCUCCUUGCAGAACCUUGAUGCUCUUCAUGACCACCUUGCUACAAUAUACCCAGGUAUGCGGGCCCCAUCCUUUAGAUGUACUGAUGCAGAAAAGGGGAAGGGACUCAUUCUGCAUUACUAUUCCGAGAGGGAAGGGCUCCAAGACAUUGUAAUUGGAAUCAUCAAAACAGUCGCUCAACAAAUUCACGGCACAGAAAUAGAUAUGAAGGUAAGUUGUAGCAUAAAGUUUCACCAACUUUCCACAUGCCACAAAUAUAUAUUCCACAGGUGCUUUAAUAUUGUUUAACUUAAAAUAUUUUGUUCUCAGAGGGAAAAAGAAUUAACACCACAUUCUCAACGUGCUGUUCUCCCAUUGUUAGACACAAAAAUGCACUGUGUUAUGUGUUACUGUUUUACUGUUACUGUUACUGCACUGUGUUACUGUUACAAGACUGUUUUCAUGACACCGAUUGGGAGGUAUUCGCCCAACAGGAUGUAGAGACUCAUAUUGAGCAAGUGUUGGACUAUAUUAGGUUCUGCACUGACAAUGUAACACGGAGGCGCCGGAUAAAGAUCUACCCAAACAGGAAGCCCUGGAUGACAAGGGAGGUCCAGGGGUUGCUAAAGGCAAGAAAUACUGCUUUCAGAAGUGGAAAUAAGUCGCUGUACAGCUUAGCUAGAGCCGAUCUAAAGAGAGGUAUCCGUGUAGCAAAGGAGGUGCAUAGACAGCGGCUGGAGAAUCAUCUACAAAGUAACAACACCAGGCAGGUGUGGCAAGGUGUACAAGAAUUAACAGGGUAUAAAUCUAAGGACUCCCUGGCAGACGAGGGAGGGGCAUCCCUCGCAGAGGAUUUGAAUGCCUUUUUUGCCCGUUUUGAAGUAACAUCUGCAGCAACACCUGCUGAGGCUUUACCAACACCACCACCACUCCCUGUGAAGGCUUUGCCAUCAUCACCACCAUUGCCAUCAUCAGUCCAAAGGAAUGCAGUAGUCUCUGUGGAAAAAGAAGAGAUGAGGAAGGUGUUGAAGGGAAUCAACCCAAGGAAGGCCACAGGGCCAGAUGGGGUAGCUGGAAGGGUAUUGAGAGACUGUGCAGAUCAACUAGCAGGAGUUUUCACUGGGAUUUUAAAUCGAUCCCUAGCCCAGGCUAUUGUUCCAUCCUGCCUAAAGUCCUCUAUUAUCGUUCCAAUAGCAAAAAAUCUAACCCGGAAGAUCUGAAUGAUUUUCGUCCAGUAGCACUCACACCUAUAAUCAUGAAGUGCUUUGAAAAGCUGGUACGAAAUUAUGUCAUUGCCUGCCUACCAGAGGGACUGGACACAUUAUAAAACGAAAAGAUCGACAGAGGACGCUGUGGCGAUUGCCCUCCAUGCCAUCCUUGCACAUUUGGAGCAGCGGGGGGGUUAUGCCAGACUGCUUUUUUUAGAUUUCAGCUCGGCAUUUAAUACCAUUCUACCACAACGUCUGAUGUCUAAACUGGAAGAUCUGGGGCUUCCGUUAUCACUUUGUGGGUGGAUAUUGGACUUUUGUCAGACCGCCCCCAGAGGGUUCGGUUGGGCCCCUAUACCUCUAAUAUGCUCAAGACUAACAUAGGAACACCACAGGGAUGCGUACUCAGUCCGCUCCUUUAUAUUCUCUACACGUACGAUUGUGUCGCUACUCACCCUAGUAAUAGGGUUGUCAAAUUUGCAGAUGACACAACCGUGAUUGGGCUCAUCCCUGAAAGGGAGGGUGAAACGGAUUAUAGAGAUGAGGUGGAGCGGCUGACAGAGUGGUGCAGAGCUAACAACUUGCUCAUAAAUACAAGGAAGACAAAGGAGCUUGUGGUGGACUUCAGGAGACAGAAGAGAAACGUCCAGCCACUUUUGAUUGAUGGGGUCUGUGUGGAGAGGGUAACAACGUUCAGAUUUUUGGGCAUUGAAUUACAAGAGGAUCUGUCCUGGAGUGUCAACACAAGGGGGCUUGUGAAGAAGGCGCAGCAGAGACUGUACUUUUUGAGAAUACUAAGGAAAAACCAUCUUCCGCAGAAACUGCUGCUUGCCUUCUAUCACUGUGCCAUUGAGAGCGUCCUCACUUAUGGCUUAUGUGUGUGGUAUGGAAGCUGUACUACCCAGGACAGGAUGGGGUUGUGCAGGGUUGUUAAGGCAGCAGAGAGCAUUGUUGGCUGCCCACUCUCCACGUUAGAGCAGAUUUAUGCCACAAGGUGCCAUAGGAAGGCACUGGACAUAGUAAAAGAUCCAUCGCAUCCUGGUCACUGUCUCUUCGAGCUCUUGCCGUCGGGACGGAGAUACAGGACGAUGAAGACAAGAACGAGCAGUCUUAAGAACAGCUUCUUCUCCAGAGUGAUCUCGGCCCUGAAUGGGAAGCCCGGACUUUGAAAGUCAUCUAAUCUCCCUUGCUGUAUUAUACUGUAUUGAUUAAUUAGUGUUUUUAUGGAGCAGUCAAGUAAUUUCGUUUUCCCCAAAGGGGGCAAUGACAAUAAAGAUAUUAUUAUUAUUAUUAUUAUUAUUAUUAUUAUUAUUAUUACAUGCCUGUUUCCAUUGCUCUAAUUAUUAUAGUCAAAAGUUCAAGAGCUGAUUUAUAGAAGCAGCAGUAGUCCUAGGUCAUGAUGCAGAAUAUUUAUUCAUUCCACACUCUUUUCACAAUGUUAAAUUUUCUCCACUAUCCACUUUAUGGCAGCUUGGCAACUCACCACAACCCACCAUUGUAGAACUGUAUACUUGUUUUUUUUAUGAAAGAGUGCAUCAGAAUGGUUUCAGCGUAGCCUAAACUAGUGUCCAAGUCAAAGGAAUAGCAACAGCAAUGUUAAAAAGUGAGAUCUGCAACAAAGUGUUGCAGUGUAUCCUCACCUGGUAUCAUAAAAUGUGAUACCAAUAAGGAGGGAAGAGACACAUGUUCGGAUUUUUUUGUGGAUUUUUCAGCAGGGCAAUGCAUAUAAAUGGAUUUUAUAUAUAGUCAAAAUCAUAGUGUGUCACAAAGAAGAGAGAUCAAAUGGAGAAUAUAAGGCAGAGGAGCUUUUAUGAUCGCAAGGCUCAAAUUUUCCACACCAGAUGAACUGUGUACCAGACAGCUAUGACAAAAUCAAAUUACAGCCUGCCACAAACACAGAGGCCAUGUGAAAGUCAAAGUAUGUCUAAUAACUCAAUCUAUAGAAUUGUGACACAUAACUGUGGAAAUACAAAAAUACUAGUCAGUAUGAUCUGGAAGUAAACACACACAGCCUUUUGAGUGGAUAAGAAAUUAAAGGAACCAAAAAAAAGUCUACAUUGGACAAAGAUUGGAACAUACUCCUAUCUUUGUUGGUUUCCUAUUUUUCUUCACGCAGUUGGCAAAGAGUUUGUUUUGUCUACAGCCUUCAUAGAUUUCUAUUUUUAAAAGGUUGGGAUUUAUUCAUUUCUUUUGCUAAAUGUCAAGAAAAUUAUCCCAAUAGCACUAAACUCGUGGAAAUUGCACAAAAAAUAUUUAGCCUGACAGGACACCUAGAAAUCAGAAUGCUUGAUACUCAUUUCACCUUGAUUGUCACAUUUAGCUUCAGGAAAAAUGAACAGAGGCAGCUGUAGGAUGGGAGACAUGCAAGGGCAAAAGGAUAGGCUAUUACAGUAUAAGGAAGAUUGCCAAAAUAGUUGAUUUUUUAUUCAUUUGACUUUCUCUGCGUAUUUUGGGGGCUUGCUAUGUUUUACGUAGGGAAUGUGGGUGACCGCCACCGCAACAUGGACAUGUGACAUCACACACACUAUGUGCAGUUGUGUGUGUGUGACAUCACACAUUCACAUUGCAGCGGCUGGCAGCAGCAGCAGUGGCUCCUCUUUGCAGCCAGCGAAGCAUCCUUUUCCACAGGGAGGUGCUCAGACUUGGAGGCAGACUCUGCCCCCAUGUCUGAGUUUCCCCAUCCAGAAAAGGGUACCUCGCUGGCUGACUCUGGAGGACACAGCUGAACUUCUCUCUUGAAGGCACCACCACUGCCACCUGCUGGCUUUUCUCAAUGACUUUGUAGGUGCCCGGCUCCCACAAUUAUAUUAUUGUGGGUGCCCAGGCACCCACGGCCCCCUGGAGUUGGCUCCUAUGGUAGGGACACUGACCACCUUUGACCUGAAGCAAGCAGACAAGCAAAGAACAAUGUUAUUGACAUAUGAGCCAUAAACUAUGGUCAAUCAUAACUAACAUUUUUUUUGAAACAAAUCAGCUUCCUAAAUCAAGGUUUGUACUUGGUUUGCUACAGUAAACCAUAGUACAGACAUAAUGUUUUCAGAUGUAAUUGAAGUGAAAGCUUCUCUUCUUCAGGGUGUCUCUGGAAAAGGGAAAGAGAGUUUGUGAAGGUUCAUUCCUAUAAUGAUAAACUGUAGUUUAUUGUUACAGUAUGCUUGAAUGCCCUCUCACAUGACAUUUCAGAGGAAUACCACUGUCAGUCUGUUGCAGCUGAAACGACAGUCUUGUGGGACCAUAAUGUCCAAAGGAUUUAUUCUAAUACAAGCAUUUGUGGACUAGAAUCCACUUUAUCUUAUGUAGUGUUAAAUCAAUGAUAAAUCAAUAAGUCUUUACGUCCCAUAAGACAAAAACAUCUGGUGAGAUGUUUUUGUCUCAUCAAAGGACACCCAUUUUGGUGAAGUGUUUCAUUAGUGCUGGGUCUCUUUUGAAGCUGCCAUUGAUCUAAACUACUACAAUUGAGCAAUGAGUUAAAUUUAGCUCAGGAGCUUUGUUCUGGUUGUAUAAGCCAGGAGCAUAACGUCUCUUUCAAAAUCCAGUUGGCAUGUCUGUUCUUUUAAACCAUAAAAACACACACACACCACCAUCAUUUGUUAGUGAGCUGCCUUGGAGUAUGUUAAGGGAAGGUGGGCUAUAAUUUUUAUACAUAAAAAAGUCUGACCUAAACAGGGCUCCUUCUUUGCAAGCUAAUUCCCUCCACUGCAACACACACACUCAAAGGAAAUGUAUUCAUGUAAAAAUGCUGCUUCACAUAUAUCCUUGCCUCUCCCACAAAUCUCCAGUUCCAUGACGGUAAACAAUCACAUACCUAUCUUACUUAAUGUGUUUUUCUCGAAAAAAGUGAAAACAUAGGACAUACUGUACUAUUGCAUAGCAUUUUCAAAAGCUAACUUUAAUGCAACACAAUGGACAUAAGCACGAAACAAUAUAAAACUAUCUAUGUUUCCCCAAAAUCUAAAAAUUGUUCUGAAGGUCUUUUGUAAUGCAGUUUGUAGGCAUUUUCAAAACUCUCUCCCUUAUAAAUGCCGCUUUUCACACAGCCAAGUGGGAACAUCAGUUUUGCAGAAGAUUUUAUUGCAAAGCACAGGAGAAAGAAUCUGCUAGAUAUCUCUUUGAAACUUAAAGAGUGAUUUGUCUUCAUUUUUAUUGCUGUUACCAUGGUGAAAGAGUACGUACGCAUGAUUGGUUGACGUAACUUGGUAGCUAGGUCCAGAGGGAAACAAAAGUCAAACUUUAUUCCUGGCUGUGUCGCUGCUGGUGAUGCUCUUUCAUUUAUUUAAUAUCACACAGUCGGGUGUUUAGCAAAUUCCCGGACCUAUUUGAAGUCAUAUAAAACUUGAGAAGCAAGGAGUUAUCUAAUUCUGCUUCUAUGAACUUCAGAUGGGUGUGUGUGUGUGUGUGUGUGUGUAACUUAGGUGUUUUGAUUUUAUGUUUUUUUAAAAGAAAAGGUUACUUGAACAUCUUUGAAUAACAAGCAAGUAACAAGUCUAAUAAAAAUAAUAGUGUCAGGUGUUCUACACAAGGAGCUUUGGGGCAGAAAUUCAGCAUUUGCAGGAGCAAGCCUCAUUGGCCUCAGUGGAACUUGCUUCUGAGUAGACAUGUAAGCAGCACAGGCACAUACAUCUUUAAAAUGAAGUUAAGAAUAAUUAUUCUUGAUGGAAAGUGCAAGAGAAUGAAGUAGAUGUGAAACUGGUCAUACUCCUCGGGGAAAAUACAAUUUUUUUCAGUGAGUUUUCAAACACAUAUUUGCAUUCAACUCUAGAAUAUUCUUUUUAAGAGGCAUUAUUUACUUAAGGUGCAGGGCUUUUUUUAAGAGCCACCCCACCCCCAGCAGCGUGUAUUCUGCCAAUCACAUCAUCUUUUUUUAACAGACGCUCAACUGCUUUCAUUUUUUCCAGAAUACAACGGAAAUGUUUCUAUUGAUUUCAGCUGUGCUUUGGCUCAAGCACUUACUUAUUUUUUAGUGUUCCGACUCCUUCAUGUCCUUCCCUCACCUCCUUUAUCUCAAUUGCUCUUAUUCAUUUCAAUUCAGCACUGUGAAUUACAGUUGCAACUGUGCUGUUAUUGACACAUACUCAUUCGGUAGAGGUCAUUGGAGACUGCAGAGCACUUGAACGAAACAGCAGAUUGGUUUUCUGAAACUGUGGCGACUUGCUGCUGUUUAAUAGUGGCACUUUUUGAAACAGACUAGACAGUUUCAUAAGUUUAGUAGCGGCGGGGCGGAUCCUGCUAGUAUUCUGCAGGGACUUUUAUAAUGUACAAAUCAUUUGGCUUGCAUGUUUUCUUUCGUUAUAUUUUCAGCAUUAUCCCAGGAGGGAGGGACUUUGAAUAGAAAGAGACCUACCAGCAAUAAGCAAUAUUUGUUAACAUUGCAGGCUAAGCACUUCAGCCAUAUUGUUUUUUAAAAACCUUUGUAUUGUAUUUAUUUUAUUUUAAUUAGGGCUGCAGUAUUUAGUAAAUUAAUUAGUUGCAUUAAUAGAUUCAAGAAACCUACAGCUAUCUAAAAAGGUGCAGCCGGUGAAUUAGGCAGCAGAUUAUUUAUAUAUUAAAAAACCCUUAUUCAUUUCUUGUUUUGAUAUUAUUAAAAGCUGUGGGUGGCAGGCACCAUCUUAGAAAAAGCACCCCCCUUUUUAUAUCCCAGAAUAAUAAGAUGGUGGAAGCUGUGACAUGUGCAUGAUUGCCUAAAAACUAUCGAAGUGUGUUUCAGUAGCUUUGUUUUAAUAUACAAGUCUAUGCAGAUUUAAUAAAUUGAUCAGUUAAUAAUCCCACUAAUUUAUAUAGUUAGUGAACUAAGAUUCUGUUAAUGAAGUGGCAGUCUAUGUUUUAAUGGAUUAUUAAAAGAGGGAUGAAAAUAUAAUCAGGAGGGUUUUUUUAAAGGCAGUUAUAUCUUGCCGGAUAAGAUGAAUUGUUUGAUUUUCAAAAUUUUGGCUGCUUUUCCACAAUCCUAAUUAUGAGACUUAACUACAAUGGAGUGAACCACAGGUGGAACUGGUUCAGUUAAUUUUGGAACUGGUCUUGCCCGUUAAUUUCUAAAGCCCUGUGCUUCUGUAGCCUUCUGUGCUGUAAACUGGAUCCCUACCCUUGGCUCCUCUCCAUCCCGAGAAAGGAACUGAGAGUCUGACAAGACCUCAGAAGACUGGGGUAACAUUUAAUCCACCUGGUCCUCAUUCCAUACCCUCCAAUACAUUGAAGCUGGAAACCAGGACAUGCAUCUUCCCAGCCCUGCUCCCACUUGAGUCACAUGACCCAUGCGAGAUCACAAAUCUCUUGUGAGGUCGCAAUCUCGUGUGUUUCAGGAUGCCAUGCUGAGAGCACGAUGUCCAAAACUGGCUUGUCCCAAUUUAAUCGGGGUAGUUGACAGGUAUGCCAUGCAUGGUGGUCAAGACUUCUUAAAGUUGUGGCACUGCCUAGGGUUCCAUUUCAUUUCAAACCAGCCUUGGCCUCCAGAUGGCCUGGAAUGUAUUUAUUAUUUCUUCUGCUGCUCAGUGGUCUGAUGCUCUCACUGCCCUUUCUACAUUUGAACAUAAGCGUCAAUCUUAUAAGUGUCAAUCUUCUUUGGAUACCUAUUUGUACACAUUGAUUGUCUAUAUUAAUUUGUAUGUUUAAGUCAGGAUUGAUGGAGCAUUUUUUAGUAUUAAUGUCAGCUGGUGAUAUUUUUUUCUCUCUGCUAUGUUUGCAUUAAAAAAUAAAUAAAAAUGAACAUAUUUCUAUAUAGACAUCCUGCUCAAAAAAACAAUGAAACAGAGUUGUGGUCAAUGGACCCUCAAAUCCAGAGUCAAAAUCUGGAAUUAUGAAAAUCAAGAAUAGCUCUUGUUCAUUGCUAUAGAAGAAUAACCCUAAAAAAAUGUUUUAAAAAGUAAAAUUGCCCAUAAUUGUUGUUGUAAAUCAGGUUUUUGUUGUUAUUAUUCAGGUUAUUCAACAGAGAAAUGAAGAGUGUGACCAUAUUCAGUUUUUAAUUGAAGAGAAGGAGUCUAAGGAAGAAGAUUUUUAUGAAGACCUGGACAGAUUUGAAGAGAAUGGCACUCAAGAGUCUCGCAUCAGUCCUUAUACUUUUUGCAAAGCUUUCCCUUUCCAUAUUAUAUUUGAUAGAUAUCUAGUUGUCACCCAGUGUGGCAAUGCAAUAUACAGAGUCCUUCCACAGGUGAUAAUUCUUAUUUUUCCUGAAAACUGUAUACAUUUUUAUUCCUCUGUGCUCCCAUCACCACACCCGGUAAACUAGUCAAUGCUAUUCACUAGCUUAUAUUGGUUGUGGUAUUUAUUAUGCAUGGACAAAUUUUGUAUGCACUGCUAGAACUCCAAAAGACAUUUCACAUUAAUGCCUUUAACUAAUUCCAUCUUUGUCUUCAUAAAGUAUCACAGUCCUUCAUUUCAACAGCCUUUUAACCAUUAUUUUAACAUUUUUAUUUUUAAUUUAUUUUACAUCUGUUGGAAUUGAUCAAAAGUCCACAUAGGUGCCAAGUUGAUCAAAAGUCCACAUAGGUCUCAAAUCCUUCCAUAUUUUGAGUCAUAUGACUAGUCAUGUGGAAUAUGCAUCUCAAGAUGGUGCAACAAAUCAUUCCUUGAUUGGAACUGACCAUCUUUACUCAAACAGUUUAUUAAUAUGGUAAAAUCUAGUGUUGUGUAUAUGUGUUUGUGUAUGUGUGCGUGGGGGGUACUCCUCAACAUUGUACUGAUAAAUUAGCAUAGAUAGAGCAUUGGGAAACAGAAUUCAAAUGCUACAUAUGAUAUAGAGUAUAAAUAAUUUCAGGUCUUUGAAAAGAAAUUUGUCUGUCUCAUUUAUAUUUCAGCUCCAGCCAGGGUAUUGCAAUCUUUUGUCAGUGUUUUCGUUGGUUCGGCCUCAUAUUGAUAUUAGUUUCCAUGGAAUCCUCUCACAUAUCAACACAGUCUUUGUGCUGAGGAGCAAGGUAACCAUACUGUUCACCUGCCAUUUUUCAAUGAUAAUCAUGUUUUACUUGGAUGAACAAUAGAACCUCAAAUUUCUUUACCACAUUUUGACAUCUUUCUGCUUGGGUGAAACAGAAGUAAAAACAACAUUAGACUGUGGAUGGCAUUAAAGUAGUUUGUGGAAAGAUAUGAAAAUAUACAGAUAUAACUAUGACACCUUUAGCUGCAGUUAUGGGUUUGGUUUUUUUUUUCUUUUCUUUACAAGGAAGGGCUGUUGGAUGUGGAAAAGUUAGAGUGCGAAGAUGAAUUAACUGGAACAGAAAUUAGCUGCUUACGCCUUAAGGGUCAAAUGAUCUACCUACCAGAAGCAGAUAGUAUUCUCUUUCUUUGUUCGCCAAGGUAAGCAAACACAAUUUGUUUAUAUUGCAGUGCAUUGUUACAAAAACUUGUACAGUAACUCACAUCUUACAUGAGGGUUCGGUUCUAGGAGUCCACAUGUAUAUCUAAAAAUGCACAGGGACGUGGGUGGCGCUGUGGUCUAAACCACUAAGCCUCUUGGGCUUGCCAAUUGGAAGGUCGGCAGUUCAAAUCCCUGCAAUGGAGUGAGCUCCCGUUGCUCUGUCCCAGCUCCUGCCAUCCUAGCAGUUUGAAAGCACGCCAGUGCAAGUAGAUAAAUAGGUACUGAUGUGGCAGGAAGAUAAACAGUGUUUCCAUGCGCUCUGGUUUCUGUCACUGUGUUCCGUUGUGCCAGAAGUGGUUUAGUCAUGCUGGCCACAUGACCCAGAAAUCUGUCUGUGGACAAACACCGGCUCCCUCGACCUGAAAGCAAGAUGAGCGCCACAACCCCUUUGUCGCCUUUCACUGGACUUAACCAUCCAGGGGUCCUAAAAUGCAUAAAGCCAGGAACUCCCAGAACCAGGUCCCCUGCAAGGUGGAGAGCUGCUUACUCAACUUUGGGAAGGAAGCAGGAGAGCUCUGGUAGGGACCUAGAGUCCCUCCCCCACCUACUUUCCAAUGCCCAGUAAUUUCUUGCCCAGAUUUGGGAAGGGGGCAUUUUCUUACACUGCCUUCCCUAAGCCAAGUAAGCCCACAAUCGCAGCUUUGUGCAGGUGGAUCAGGGGGAAAUGAAUAAAUGUAGGGUGGGCUUCCUCUGCUCUCUAUUUGUUUAUUUAACCCCCUCCCUAACCUGCCCAAAUCUGUGAUCACUUAAGUUAAAUAAGCAUCAGAUGUGAAUUACCUGUAUUCUUUGGGCCAAAAUAUCCAUGAUGCAAAUGGUUGUGUGUGUAUUAGCAACAACAACAACAAUUUAUUUUAAAGAAACCAUUUGGAGUGCCCAUUCGGGCAGACCAAUUGUACUUGGUAUUUAACCCUUUUCACCCUGCACCAUCUGCCUAAUCUAAGCUUGUUUCUCAAGGUGCUGUUGACCCCACAGCUCUCUCUCCCCCCCCCAGGAGCUUCAUGAAAUAAUUUAGAUUGGGAAAAUGGUCAAAGCCUCUUUCUCACCACCACUGCUCUGAUGGGAGGUCUAGACAUGGAUCUCCUUAAUCACCUCUGUUUUGGCCGUUUGGCUUCAACAUUUCCAGGACAACAUUCUUGUGGCACAGUAACAUAAGCCCAUUGAUGGCAGAACUUGCUAGUUUCAGAUAUACUGAUCUGUAUCUGCUCUGUGUCUUCUUAUUCCCUAUAAUCCUCUGUUAUGAUAUGUGAAGGAAGGUCUUUGCAUAGCAGGCAAACUCACAGCACUAUCACAUCAUGGGUGUUUCUGUAGUGACUUUAAUUGUUUGAUCGCACUUCUCCAUUCUCAGCUUUAUCUCUCUUCCCCGUGUUGACAGGGUAGAAAAGGCGGCAUAUUCAGUGCAUAUUAAAUAAUGAGGGUGGUAGAGGUUCUCUCUUACUUUGGGGGAGUGUCAAAAUAUAUUUGCAAAUUAACUUGAUCAGUGUUUUUAAUGGCUGUGCAAGGCAAAUCUGAGUGCCAGGUUUAACUCACCAUUUCCCCAUCUGGUCUUUUGAUUGUUUAUUUGUAUUACAGUGUGAUGAAUUUGGAUGACUUAACUAGAAGAGGGCUAUACCUGAGUGACAUUCCACUGCAUGAUGCUACCCGUGAUUUGGUCCUUUUGGGAGAGCAGUUCAGAGAGGAAUACAAGCUGACUCAAGAGCUGGAGAUACUAACAGACAGGCUUCAGCACACAUUAAGAGCACUGGAAGAUGAGAAGAAAAAGACAGACACGUAAGAGUUGAUCUCUUAAGUUUACAUGAGAAACAGUAGAAGUAGUUAUUUUCCGUCUUAACCUGUAUUUUGAGGCUUAACAAACACAUCUGAUUUUGAAUUGUCCUGUUAGUCAGUGACUCUUUACCGAAUGCAUUGUUGCCAUAAUUCUUACAUAAUUCUUAUGAGUGCAAGAUGAACUUCUUGAAUGGAUGUCCAUGUCAACCUCUAUCUAAGAUCUGAUUCUGACCUGUUAAAAGUUUUAGAUCAUGCAUAUCCCUGUAUUAUUCCUCCCACCUUCUGUAUUAUGAGGCAGCCAUUGACCUAAUGAUUAUCAGUUUAACUUAGUGGAAUAGUUAAUAUUUUAUGAAUCACUAUUAUGAAACUAUGGUGUUUCGUUUUGGAAAUGUUGACAUUUUGGUCUAAGGAGUUCCUACCUUGGACAGGAUAGCCUUCUCAGUCUUGGUAUCAGUGAUGUGGGGCUGAUUUACACAUCACACUGAUUGUAGAGAUAGCAGCCACCAGAAGAUUCCAGCAGGUGCAUGCAGGUCCUUAUUGUAAUGGUGGCCACCCACAUUCUAAGCUUCUCUGAAUGUCAUAGGUGGGCCAGGAAUCACUGUUUACAGUAGUGAGCAUUUGACAUAGUCACUGACUUUCUUUAAUAGUUUUAUGCCUUCUGACAAUCUGAAUAUGAUUACAAAUUGGAGCUGAUAUGUGAAAAUAAGGACACAAACAAGUUAAAUGAAAAUUAAUACCUAUUAACUCAUUCAGAAUACUAUAUUAAGUCACUGAAUAGCUGUGUAAACUGUAUUUCAAUGGGCUCAAAAUGAAAGCAUUCUGGAAGACUUCAUGUACUAGUCUUCGAAGGAAAUGCAUCCACUUUUAUUGUUAUCUCCCUUCAUUAUCUUUCUUCCCUCUGUUUUCUUCCCUCUGUCUGUUUUCCCUCAACGUCUCAUUAGCUUUUAUGUCUUGGAUCCUAAUGUUUGUUUACUGGCACAUAAUCUAUCUAUCACAACCUGAAUCAGUUGAGCUUUCAGAAUAAUAAAAUAUUUCUGGACACCAUAAAAACUUAGGAAAAAGCUGGCUCGGGAGAUCUUUGUUUAAUUUGCAUGCACAUAACUUAAGGGCUAAACGAGAUUCACACAAUUAGCAAUUAUUAGGGGUAAAAGGUUAACGCUGCAUGUCAGGAUUCUGAUCUGUAUCAGGGCCCACACACUUCCAAUUUGCUUUUAAAAAGCCAUUCACAUAAUUCCUAAUUGUGUGAAUGGCAUCUCAUCUAGUCUGAACCAUACAAUCUAAGUACCUUUUAUGUGUAGUCUUUAGAAUGAAACAUUUCGCUUUUUGUGAAUAUUGUACUUUGCAAUUUUUUUGGGUGGGGGGAAGACAGUAAAUAAUAAAAUGUGAGCAUAUAACCCUCUAGCUGAUAAUGGAUAUCUCUGCUGAAAUAUCAAUUUAUCCAGACUGGAAGUGCUUGUGGGUGUGUAUAUUCAUCUCACUGUUGCUUGUUUGACCAUAGGCAUUGGUGACAAAGGAAAUGAAUACAUAUAACAUGGUUAACUCUGCCUCUGUUGGGCCAUUUUCAUUUUUCUUAAAGCUAUUGCCUGUCCCCAACUAUUCUCUAGAUAAAUCUAGAGUAUGUGACUUCUUUGCAAAAGAUUAAGGGCACAUUCCAUGGAACAUUACGUAUUUUUAUGUACCAUCAAUUUCAACUACAGAGAUUUAAACUCAAGUCCUUGAGAGUUUAGCAGUGCUUUCUCAUACCUAUAUAGUUUUGCCCAUUUUAUCUUUCAGUAUUCUAGGAACAUUUUUAAUGCACACCAAUGUCUGGUGCUUAAAGAGUAUUACUUCUGUCAUUAAUAUAUUUUUUAAUAAGUGACUUGGAAACCUAAAAUGUAUAAAAUCAGCUCUCACAUGAGAAGCUUAUUACACAAAAAAAUGACUCAUGUUUAUCUCUUCCUUUUUUUUUUCUUUACUAUUACUGUCCAACGUUAUGUAGCUUGCUGUAUUCUGUCCUUCCUCCAUCUGUGGCCAAUGAGCUGAGGCACAAGCGCCCUGUGCCAGCAAAGCGCUAUGAUAAUGUGACCAUACUUUUUAGUGGCAUUGUUGGGUUUAAUGCCUUCUGUAGUAAACAUGCCUCUGGAGAGGGAGCCAUGAAAAUUGUCAAUCUCUUAAAUGACCUUUACACAAGAUUUGAUAUCCUGACGGAUUCACGAAGGAACCCCUUUGUUUAUAAGGUAAGCACCACUGCUUCAUUUCUGAUUUUUUGUUUGUUUGAGAUAAUGCUGCAUUAAAUGAAAAUUAAUGUAGAAACAGCCCUGUAAUGAUGAAAUUAUGAAAGAGGUGUAUUAUCUGAGCUCAGUUCUAUGGAGUAUUAGAAUUUCCCAUUGAUGUAAUAAUGGUUUAAUUCUUGGCAAGAGAAAACAUCGCGCUGAAAUAAAUUUAUUCUGAAGACAAAAUAGCUGCAUCAAUGUUGAUUACAGAAAUUGGGGAAAGUGAACUCCUGACUCCAAAACACUUUACUGAUGUUUCUUUCUGAAUCCAAAUACCUGAGGCUAAGCUGUGAUUUCUCUUAGUGUCAUGUCCAAGUCAUGAUUUGUCUCACUUGAGACAAGAAAUCAGCUGUAGCCAAGGUUUGUUCUUUGUUUACUACUCAUGUUUUGAGAAACAAACCAUAAGCCCAUGUUCAGAUGCUAAGCCAAACCAUGGCUUACUUCUGGAUAGUGUGAUAGUAGGAGGACUGAGAGAGGAAUGCAGCCACUACAGUCUUUGCUCCAGGAACCUGCAUGUUUACUUGUUCACACUUUGUUUGGGCCUCUCUCCCUCCCCCUCCCCCCGAUUUAUUUUGUUUGUUUGAUGCAGCAAUAGCUAGAACAUUCUCCAAGUGUUUUAGCUGAUAGCGAGUUAGAUAGAUCAAGACUCUUGCCCCUGAAGAAGAUUGUCUUCUAAAUGUAUUUGGUUGGGUAUAUCAUAUGCUAUAAUAAAUUAUAUUUCCCAAUCUGAAAUUUUGCUUGGGUUUCGUUUUUUGUUUGCUUUUUGGUGCCACCCUUCCCUUCCUUCUUCAUUAAGCUUUCUAGGCCUCUACACUUGCUACCUAUCUAAAAAAUAAUGCACUUUUCUCUGAUUCUUCUAUAUUUAUACCAUACGUUGCUUUUAGAAAGUAUCCUGUGAUGGGGCACAGAUCAAUGGGUUGCACCCAAUGGAGUGCUAAGUUAAAGUCACCUGGCGGUAUACUUGUGCUGCCGGAACAUUGAUACACAAGGGAAAACACAAGCACAUUACCAAAGAUGGUUGCACAACAGAUUGCACAACAAACUUUUAUUAAUGCAACUGUUGUGUUGGAUUCCUUUGUUGUGCAACCUUUAAACUGUACCAUCUGCUAGUGCAAGAGCCCUUUCUGUUUCAAAGGUAUGGCUAGUGUUUGUAAUAACACUGUUUCCACGUAACCAAGAAAAUGGAAUAACUUCCAACUUCACAUUUUAUUAGGUUGAGACAGUUGGAGACAAGUAUAUGACAGUAAGUGGCUUGCCAGAGCCAUGCAUUCACCAUGCGCGUUCUAUCUGCCACUUAGCAUUGGAUAUGAUGGAAAUUGCCGGACAGGUUCAAGUUGAUGGAGAGUCUGUACAGGUUAGUAAUUAACAACAUGCUACUGGUCCUCAGGGAGUUUUUAUACAAGAAGAAUUCAUACCUAGAUUUUUCAAACAUAUCUGAGUGCCAACUUUCAGGUGUGUGUAGCCUAGAAACCAUGGGGCAAGAUCGUACAAGACCAGUAUUAGGCACUGAUGCAGAAUGCAAUAGGGAAUGGUUGAGGAAUACCACCAAACUAAAUAUACUUCCAUGUGAGAAUUACUCCAUAUUUCUUCCCACCAUUCUCAUCAGUGCUUCCCCUUCCCCUUGAUAGUGUGCAUUGAGAUAGGUGGUCUGGAUCAUGCUGAGGUUGUUAGGUUGUUCCUUCCCUCAAGACUGGUGCUUGGGACAGAUGAAGGGGACAUUAGGAGAAUGUGGGUUGAGAUAAUACAGCAACAUUGUUCCAUCCUCUUGUAGGAUAACCUUGUCUUUUGGAAGCUCUUUUGCUUAACAAGCACUCAGGUAGUGGCCUCGUUUGUUUUAUUUUUUUAACAAAGUCUUUGUUGUAGUGAAGCUUCUAAGUCGUUUACAGAAAUAUUAAAAUUAUCAGUAAAACAAUUUAGAAGCAGUUGUGCAAUGGCUACAUUUAUCUCCCCACAAAUGCUAAGCCAUCUACCCACUACUUAUGUAAUUGUUUAUUGUGCAAAUGCAAAAUUGCAAUGCUGUAUGCAUUUCACUUCAAACAACUUGGUAACAUCUUUUUAUUAUUGUUACUGUUCAUCUGUAUUUUUGUUCAUUUUAAAAGAUAACAAUAGGCAUCCACACAGGAGAAGUAGUCACAGGUGUCAUUGGUCAAAGGAUGCCCCGUUACUGUCUUUUUGGAAACACUGUUAAUCUAACAAGCAGAACAGAAACCACUGGAGAGAAAGGAAGAAUCAAUGUCUCUGAAUAUACUUACAGGUGAGAAAUUGAGUGUACAGAUGGCUUAUAGCAAUAUCCAGAAAACAGCUUUCUUAGAACAAUGGGCUCACUUUUUCAUUGAUUUUAGAGACAGCUCCUUAUAUCAGCUGAUUUUUUUGGGGGGGUGGGCACACUGCCAAUACUUACAUGCAUCACAGAGCAAUUCUAACCCCUGGCUGGGGAACAGUCAGACAGAGUGGAGAGAGUAUAUUUGACAGGGUGGGAGAUUUUUCUUUUUUGCUGUACCAACUCCAGGCUGCCACGGUUGAGAGGUACAUAGAUUGUGACCUUUGGGAGAUCCAUAAGACUUUGGAUCAGGCAGAUACAAAAUUGCUGGCAAUUUGGGCCUUCCCAAAGGCUACCACAAGCAGGAAAAAUGCUGCUGGAGGCUUCCUAUCUGACUGGGUACAAUGAGGACCUCCGUAGCAAUGGAGCUCUCCCCUGUCAUCAGAGAUCACAAGAAGGUCAACUCUUCCAAAUCCUAAAACCCUCCAGCUACAAAGAUCAGGGGGUUACAGUUGCAUUGUUAGUGCAAGCAAUUAUUCCAUAUGGGGAAAGACAAUCACCUUCAGAUACUCUGGGAGUUAUAGGCUCUUUAAGACAUAUUCUGACAUCUUUACUAUAUUGCAAGUCUUGGCCUGAAAGCACUUCAUGAAAGUGUAUUUUGCGGUUAAUGGUUUGGUUAUAUCUCUUUUUAUUUGCAGGUGUCUAAUGGCUCCUGAAAAUUCAGACCCACAAUUCCAUCUGGAACACAGAGGUCCCGUUUCCAUGAAGGGUAAAAAAGAACCAAUGCAAGUUUGGUUUUUGUCCAGAAAGUGCACAGAGACAGAGGUAUGACUAAUCAAAAAGUGCUUUUAAAAAGAAGACGCACAGAAUAUGUAUGAACAGUCAAAAUCAUGACAUUGUUUUUCUUGCAAAAUUCAAUGUUCCCUCGAAGAAAUUAACCUUCUUUUUUAAACCCAUUAAUGUAUUUCUUGACAAUAUACUAAUUUGUCCCUGGUGUUUAUGCAUUUGUUAGAAAUCAGGCUUUCUGCUUCAAAAAGUCAACGAGAGAGUGAUAAAUCUUUAAAUUUUAAUCUCACACACUUUCUACGUCCUACUUUGCUGGAACUGGUAUUAUGCAAUGUCUGUGGCUAGGAGUAUCAGAAAUUUCUAACCUUGCUUCUCUUCAUUUAAAAUGAUAUUGCUGUCAGUCACCUGUAAUAUGCACACAACAUCCCCUUAGUAUUUGUUUUCAGAAACGGAUUGAUUUUACCAAAACAUAUUUGCAAUUUGGCCUGACAUAAAAUUGAAAGCCACUAUUUGUUGAAGCUCUAAAGUUGAAAACUCUUCUUUCCAAAUAAAUUGCUUUAAAGUGGUAAAGUGCAUAGUAAUUAUGGCAUCCUAAUGAGCAGGCUUUACUAUAGAGCAAUAGAUUUAUAUUCUAACAGAUUGGGAACUGCUAGCAGAAGUAGCUAACUAAUUGCUUUAGGGUGCAGUCCUAACCCCUGGCUUGCUGGGAUGGGGCUUGAAGAAGCUGCACAGCCAGUGCUCCGUCCCUAGCGCUCAUGCCAUCCAAGGCAAAAGAAGGGGGUGGCAGGAAUAAAAUGACCCUUCACUGCACCAGCUCCCAGAGAACGUGCUUGAAUUGGGUCUAUUGCUGUCCUAUUGCUGGCAUAUGACAGCAGCAGAGUCCCGUUUUAAAAUGGGAAUUUUCUCAGACAUCAAUACUGAAUUGCAUUACAUGGGAUAUUGUGGAAUGUUCCAGAUUCCACAAGGCAAUUGGAGGUAUUUUCUUAUUUUAUAGGAAUUUAAACUAUCAAGUGCACUUGAGAGUAACUCCCAUGAUUAAAUAUGGGUUAGUGUCACUACCAAGAUACAUAAAGCAUGUGCUUCCUCAGACACCGUUUUAAUUUGUUGCACUUCACCCAUGUGAGAAUAUAUCUUAACUUAUCACACAUUACCACAAGCUCAACUGUUUCCUUUUCAAACUUUUCUCGCAUGCCUUCAAGGAUGUAACGCACGAUGCUAACUGAGCCAGGCGAAAUACAAGAGGACAAAGAACAGAGUGGAACACUGUGUCCUGCCACUAAUACAGCCUGUUUGUAAUUAGAUGUGACUGCUGUUGCUACAUUUGUGUCUCUUCUGUUUGUUCAUCCAAUGUGUGCCAAACAAUAACAUUUUCACUAAGCUCCUCUGCCCCCUCUCCCACCAUGCUGCUGUUUGGUCACUCCCCUUUUGAUAUUGUAGUAGGUCUUCUGUGGGUCUGUGUAUCUCAAUGUCUUUUGUCUCCCAUUCUUUAUCUAACACAAACUUUUUCACAUGCCACAAGGGAUGUAGUGCUUCACACAUAUGCUUCUCAUCUACAUCUUUAGUGACUAAUCACCAUGAUCUUUAUGAUGCUGUAACUCAAACUGUUUCUGCGAGGGGAAAAAUUCCAAUUGAUAGCAAGCAUCAUGAGCUCAGAGAGCUGCUAUUUUUAUAGCCGUGAUUUGGCAUUUUGUUGUAAAGUUUAUACUAAUCCAUCUGCUUUCCUCCAAUCUGCUAUUGUGAAAUAUUGCAGUUUGUUCUAGAAGGUAGCUUCAGUACGCUGGUGGUUGCUCUUUUGCUAUGUAUUGACUCUCUGCUGAUGCAACAUACGCAUUUUGUACAUGGAAGAGAAGGGUAGGUUGUUUAAUAUUAUGUUAUAGUAGGAAAUGUGAGUCAAUUUCUGUUCUAAAUCUAAUUGUGUUCUCUCCUAUUUCUCCUACUGAAUUCUGAGGGUAAAGAUGAUUCAUGCAUACUUGCAUAAUAGGUUGUUGGACAACUUUUAAUAUAAUGCAUAAUGAUAUUAUUACUUUUUAGACCAGGGGACAUUUCAAAGAAAAAAAUGGAUACCCAACCUUGAGGUCCAUAAUAAUGAAGAAUUUUGGGGGCUUUAUUCUGAAAUUCAGAAGUUUACUCUGAAAUUAGGAGACCUAUAAUAAGUCAUAGGUCUCUGUCAUUCUGCUUCUUGCAAGGCCCAUACAGAGGCAUUGGCAAAGACUCUGUCCCACGUGACAUAUACAGGAUAGGCAUGUGCAAAAUGACCCUGAAUGCACAGCAUGGUUAGGCUACAAAGCAUGGAUUAGGUACUUCUAAAUUGCAAGGCUAAUAGCUGUUCCUCCCCACAAAAGUAUCCAAGAAUACAAGUAAGAUUGUUAUGGAAGAAAAUGCCAUGCUUAGUACUUUUUAAAGGAAGAAGUCACUCUCCAAAGGCACUAGAAAUUUUAAAACAUUAGGCUUCUACCAUACAGUCUCUUCCGUUGCCCUGUCCUUCUGGGCAGAGCACCAGGAAUGAUCAGAUGUGCACUAUGCAAGAAGCCUAUUUCCACAAUUAGCAUGGUGGCAAAACCCACUGUGCAUUCUUGAAGAUUCCCCUUGAAAUUUGCUUUCCCCAGGAUCUGGUCAGAAUGCUCUCUUGGGUGAAAUUGAGGCAACAGUAUUAUUUUAUACUAUUUCCCUAUAAGUGAAAGACAUGUUUUGGAUAUGGUUAUUAAGCCUUGUUUUAUUGCUUGGAAAAAAAAAGUAUGUCCAUUAUUAUAUAAAGAACCUUCAUUAUCCAGGUUCAUCUUAUGUGUGUCUGCAUAGACCCGUGUAAAUGUGAGCUGCACUUGUAUUUUUAUGAACUUCUGAUUAUCUUGUAUUCUAAACCUGUCAGAACUAAUGAGCUCAGUUUAGAUAUAUUGUAGGAAUAAUACAAUGACUCCUAAUUCAUUUCAUAUUUUUUGAUGAUGCCUUUAUAAGAUAUGAACAUGUACAUAUAUGUAUAUAUACAUAAAUAUGAAUGUAAUGUAUAAAAUUUGUCAGUCUCUAGUUUAUAUAAAUAUAUAUAUAUAUAUCUAACCAAUAUAAAAUAUAUGUAUAAAUGUUUUAUGUUAAGGUGUAUAAGGAAAGUCUUUAAAUUAUGGGCUUUUUCUCACUGAAAGGGUUUCUCCCUGUGGAAAACCAUAUGUUAAUAUUGGAAAUGGUAUAAUAAAUACAAUUUAUCCCCUAUCUUCUGAAUUAAGUCUCCCUUAUUUAAGUAGAUCAUAAUCCAAGGGUGGGGAGUCUUAGGCCCUGCCUCACACAUCAAGAGUUUUUGCCUGACUGGAAUGUGUCCUUGAGUGAUGCCUCUUGCUUGUUUGGAUGGCGUUUGUGAGUUUGCAUAGAAGCUAGCCUGC